Cervus elaphus (red deer) is the source of this 2050-nucleotide messenger RNA. RefSeq names its product prolyl 4-hydroxylase subunit alpha-2-like. Lineage: Eukaryota; Metazoa; Chordata; Mammalia; Artiodactyla; Cervidae. Gene Ontology annotation, biological process: peptidyl-proline hydroxylation to 4-hydroxy-L-proline. The transcript is spliced from 8 exons. Bases 1627 to 1962 code for a protein of 111 amino acids. Gene Ontology annotation, molecular function: procollagen-proline 4-dioxygenase activity. The record is from RefSeq and is a predicted model, not a curated record. Gene Ontology annotation, cellular component: endoplasmic reticulum.
GUUUAGCUGGACUCUGGGAGUUUGUGAUGGACAUGGAGGCCUGGUGUGCUGCGGUUCAUGGGGUCAUAGAGUUUGACACAACUGAGCGACUGAACUGAAAUACACUGGCUUAAAAAUUUAUGCCGGGGUAGUUCAGAGAUAGUGUGGGUUCAGUUCCAGACCACUGCAGUGAAGCAAAUAUUGCAAUAAACUGGGCUGAGAGGAGAGAUGCUCUGAACCUUGUAAUCCCUGAAGGUAGGGAAGAUUUGGAAGUUAGUGGAUGUGUACAAGGUACUGAAGCAUCUAAAUAAAGAUUGAUCAUUAGUGGAGAGCUUCAUCCUUCAGGACCCGUCCACUGAUGAAAUGAUCCAGAGUCUUCAGCCUCACUUCAGGUUCUCCCCAGUCAUGCAAACAAAGAAUCAGCCAAAGGUAAUCUGGGCAUGGUGUGAUUUGGCAUCUCUCCCAAUCAUCCUACUCGUGUAUGUGAGAUUUCUCUGACCUGGGUGUUCACUUCAUGUCUGUCCUUUUGUUUACUGUUUGUCUCUUACACUGUCUUAGCUGUGACUGUGUGCAUACUUCCAUGUGGGCUUAUAAGUGUGCAUGUGUGCAUGGGGUUUCCCUUAUGGCACAGAUGGUGGAGAAUCUGCCUGCAAUGCAGGAGACCUAGCUUUGGUCCCUGUGUCAGGAAGAUCCCUUGGAGAAAGAAACAGCAACCCAAUUCAGUAUUCUUGCCUGGAGAAUCCCAUGGACAGAGGAGCCUGGCAGGCUACAGUCCACGGGGUUGCAAAGAGUUGGACAGGACUGAGCAACUAUGCACAUAUGUUUAUACAUGUGGUUUGUGUUUGUUCAUGGACCCAAGAAUGAUUUUUUCCUAACUUAAAUUAUGCAUUCAUUUUUAUCCUGGUUUGAUCAGUUUUGAGUUUUACUUAAACUUUUGGGAGAUCUUGUUGUCUCACCAAAAAACCACAGGACUAAAAUCUUGAUGACUUGAGUUAUAGUCCUACCUCUGCCCUUACUGACUGUAUAAACUUGGCCAGUUUACCCUCCCAGUAUAAUUGUUAAGAGGUCAGAAGGUUGGAAGGGAUGAAUUAAAAGAGUCCUGUGAAUGCUGAUUCUAAACCUCACCAUAUGGCAUUUCUGAACCGGAAAUGACAGCUGUGACAGUGUCCUGAGGUGAGAGGAAUAAUCUCCAACCCCUUCGUCCUCUCCACCUCCUUUACUACCCCAUCUUUUUCUCCUGACUCCGUUUUCAUUGAUCCCCUUUUCUCCUUGCCCCAUGCCCCUGUCUUCUACCUGAUUUUCUUCAUCCAGUCUAUUUCUAACAGAAGAAGAAGCUCCUGUGAUUGGCCAAGUGAAUCGCAGGAUUUGGCUCAUCACUGGACUGUCAAAUGAAACAGCCGAGUUUCUCCAGGUAUGAGGUAUCUGAGUCAACCUGAGUGUGGAAUCUGUGUCCUGUCCUGUCCCCCUUUCUAAUCAGACACUUGAGCCAUAGUUACCUCUGCCCUGAAGCUUUCCAUUCUCCAGCUUGAGGACAUGGGUCUUGAAAUGUUGUGAGCCCCACGUCUAUGCCUUUUCCCACAGAAACUUACCCAGCCUGACUGUUGGUUGUUUUUUUAUCUGGGCACAAAUGGUGGAGGGUUUAAGAGCAUGGACCUCAGGAAUCAAAAAGCCUUGGUUGCUGAUUAUGGCAUUGGAGGAUACUAUGAACCUCAUGUGGAUUAUUUUUUGGACUUUGACAGUAACCCUUUGGGGUUUAUUGUGACGGGGAAUCGCGUGGCCACAUUCACGAACUAUAUGAGUGAUGUAGAAGCUGGUGCUGCCACUGUCUUCCCAUACCUGGGGGCUAUGAUUUCACCCAAGAAGGGUACAGCCAUAUUCUGGUAUAACCUUCUGUGGAGUGGGAAAGACAACUACCUAACAAAAAUGCUGCCUGUCCUGUGCUUGUGGGCUGCAAAUGGGAGGGAGACCUGGCUUGAUACCUGAUUUGCCCAAUACUAGGAAUUGAGAUGACUUUGCUGUGGAUUGUGCCUGUCCUCCUUUAGUGCUUUCAGACUACUGACAUGGACAAGAG